This is a messenger RNA of Manis pentadactyla (Chinese pangolin), 1171 nucleotides long. RefSeq names its product cilia and flagella associated protein 298 (gene CFAP298). The record is from RefSeq and is a predicted model, not a curated record. The transcript has 7 exons. Lineage: Eukaryota; Metazoa; Chordata; Mammalia; Pholidota; Manidae. Gene Ontology annotation, biological process: regulation of cilium movement. The coding region runs from base 140 to 1012 and encodes 290 amino acids.
UUUUCUCCACACGGUGGGGGAAGACCGGGAUUCCAGUCUCUAAGUAGCCGUUGGUCGGUGGUCGCCGUCUGCCCCUUGCGUUACCGCACGCCGCGCAUCCCCGGCCUUCUGCCCGCCUCGGCGGGGCCGCGGGGCCGCCAUGGUUCUGCUGCACGUGAAGCGGGGCGAUGAGAGCCAGUUCCUGCUGCAGGCGCCGGGGAGCACGGAGCUGGAGGAGCUCACGGUGCAGGUGACCCGGGUCUACAACGCGCGCCUCAAGGUGCAGCGCAUCUGCUCAGAAAUGGAAGAAUUAGCAGAACAUGGCAUAUUUCUCCCUCCUAAUAUGCAAGGACUGACUGAUGACCAGAUUGAAGAACUGAAAUUAAGAGAUGAAUGGGGUGAAAAGUGUGUACCCAGUGGGGGUGCAGUAUUUAAAAAGGAUGACAUUGGACGAAGGAAUGGGCAAGCUCCAAAUGAAAAAAUGAAGCAAGUUUUAAAGAAGACAAUAGAAGAAGCCAAAGCAGUAAUAUCUAAGAAACAAGUGGAGGCCAGCAUCUGUGUUACCAUGGAGAUGGUGAAAGAUGCUCUGGACCAGCUUCGAGGCGCAGUGAUGAUUGUUUAUCCCAUGGGGUUGCCGCCCUAUGAUCCCAUCCGGAUGGAAUUUGAAAAUAAAGAAGACUUGUCGGGAACUCAGGCAGGACUCAAUGUCAUUAAAGAAUCAGAGGCAAAACUGUGGUGGGCAGCCAAGGAGUUAAGAAGAACAAAGAAGCUUUCAGACUAUGUAGGCAAAAAUGAGAAAACCAAAAUUAUCGUCAAGAUUCAGCAAAGAGGACAAGGCGCUCCAGCCCGAGAACCCAUUAUUAGCAGUGAGGAGCAGAAGCAGCUGAUGCUGUAUUACCACAGAAGACAGGAGGAGCUCAAGAAAUUGGAAGAAAAUGACGAUGACUCCUGUUUAAAUUCUCCAUGGGCAGAUAACACGGCUUUGAAAAGACAUUUCCAUGGCGUCAAGGACAUAAAGUGGAGGCCAAGAUGAAGUUCCUCAAACUUACCAGCUUCCUGUCCUGCAGGCAGCAUGGUGAGAGGGUACCGCCUGUGAGAGGUGCGAAAAUUCCUAGUUUUAGUGUUUCUCUCAGCUUGAAUGUUUAAGAGUUUGUCACGGUUUUAGAACUUAAUAAAUAUAUACUCAAAAUAA